Zygosaccharomyces rouxii is the source of this 4563-nucleotide messenger RNA. RefSeq lists its product as uncharacterized. Gene Ontology annotation, molecular function: ATP binding; ABC-type transporter activity; ATP hydrolysis activity. Bases 1 to 4563 code for a protein of 1520 amino acids. Gene Ontology annotation, cellular component: membrane. Gene Ontology annotation, biological process: transmembrane transport. The record is from RefSeq and is a predicted model, not a curated record. NCBI's taxonomy places the organism in Eukaryota, Fungi, Ascomycota, Saccharomycetes, Saccharomycetales, Saccharomycetaceae. The transcript has a single exon.
AUGUCAGCUGCAAAGGAAGACAGAUUUGAGGACAAAGAUUCUCUUUCAAACGUUUCGACGCCAAAUGAAGAACACUCUUAUGCUGAGUCUUUGCAGAGCUACGAAGUUCACGGUGCAACAGCAGAACCACAUGGCGCUAACGGCGACCCAGAAGAUCUAAGAGCUACUUCGCAAAUAUCACGUCACAUAACGAAUAUGCUAUCAAAUGAAGAUGGUACCGAAAGGUUGGCUGCUAUGUCGCGUAUUAUCUCUAGCAAAACGAAGAAAGAGAUGCAAGAAUUUGAAGUCAACGACUUAGAUUUCGACUUAAGAUCUUUGUUGAACUACUUGAGAUCCCAUGCCAUUGAACAGGGCCUUACGCCGAGGGAUUCUGGUAUUGCGUUUAAAAAUGUGACAGCUAUUGGUAUUGAUGCUUCAGCCGCUUAUGGUCCCUCUGUGGAAGAAAUGUUCAGGGAUUUGCUGAAAUGGCCUUUGAAAUUCUUCAAGUUCGGAAAGAAAGACGCAGUGCCAUUGAGAGAGAUUGUCAGAAACUGCACUGGUGUUGUAGAGUCCGGUGAAAUGCUUUUCGUAGUUGGUAGACCAGGUGCAGGUUCUUCGACAUUGUUAAAGUGUCUUUCAGGUGAAAUUGAUGAUUAUGUCCGUGUGGAAGGUUCAUUUUCCUAUGACGGUCUUGAUCAAGCAGAAAUGAUGAAGAGAUAUAAAGGUUACGUUGUUUACUGCCCUGAGAUGGAUUUCCAUUUCCCAAAGAUUACUGUUAAGGAGACGAUCGACUUUGCAUUGAAGUGUAAAACACCUCGUGUUAGAGUUGAUAAUAUGACAAGGAGCCAAUACGUCAAUAGUCUGAGAGACAUGUGGUGUACAGUCUUUGGUUUAAGACACACCUAUGCCACUAAAGUUGGUAACGAAGUGGUGAGAGGUGUUUCUGGUGGUGAAAGGAAGCGUGUUUCUUUGGUGGAAGCACAAUGUAUGAUGGCGGCUUUAUAUUCUUGGGAUAAUGCUACAAGAGGUUUAGAUGCUUCUACAGCAUUGGAAUUUGCUCAAGCUAUUAGAACUGCUACCAAUAUGAUGAACAAUUCUGCGCUUGUCUGUAUCUACCAGGCAGGUGAAAACAUUUACCAGUUAUUUGAUAAAGCUACCGUUCUAUACAAUGGUAAGCAAAUUUACUUUGGUCCUGCUGACAAAGCAGUUGCUUAUUUCCAAGAUAUGGGUUGGGUUAAACCACCUAGAAUGACAUCUGCGGAGUUCUUGACAUCGGUGACUGUUGAUUUCGAGAAUAGAACAUUAGACAUCAAACCAGGGUAUGAGGAUAAAGUACCAAAAUCGGGUGCUGAGUUUGAACAGAGAUGGUUAGAGUCUGAAGAAUACCAAGAGUUGUUAAGAUACUAUGAUGAUUAUCAAGCACGCCAUCCAGCUGAUGAAACCAGGGAUAGAUUUGAAACUGCAAAGAGACAAGUCUUACAAAAGGGUCAAAGAAUGAAAUCUCAAUUUGCCGUGAACUAUGCUACCCAGGUUUGGCUUUGUAUGAUGCGUGGAUUCCAGAGAGUUAAAGGUGAUUCUACUUAUACCAAAGUUUACUUGUCCUCAUUUAUCACCAAGGGUCUCAUUAUUGGUUCCAUGUUUCACCAAAUUGAUCAUAAAAAUCAAUCAACCACUGCAGGUGCUUAUUCCCGUGGUGGUUUAAUUUUCUAUGUUCUAAUCUUCGCAGCUGUUACAUCUUUGGCUGAAAUUGCUAACUCUUUUGCCAACAGGCCAAUUGUGGUUAAGCAUAAAACUUAUUCGAUGUAUCACAUUUCUGCUGAAUCUUUGCAGGAAAUUAUUACUGAAAUGCCAAUUAAGUUCCUUGCGAUUGUCCUAUUGGCUGUUACAACUUAUUGGAUGCCAUUGAUGAAGUUUACCGCCGGUGCCUUUUUCCAGUACUUCCUGUAUUUAUUCACAUGUCAACAAUGUAUGUCCUUCAUUUUCAAAUUUGUUGCUACAAUGACAAAGGAUGGUACUACUGCCCACGCUGUUGGUGGUUUAGCUGUUUUAAUGUUUACGACUGCUUGUGGUUUUGUGAUACCAAUUGGUGAGAUGCACCACUGGAUGAGAUGGUUCCACUACCUUAACCCGUUGACUUAUACAUAUGAAUCUCUGAUGUCCACUGAAUUCCAUGGGAGACAAAUGUUAUGUUCCAACCUUGUCCCCAAUGGUGCCGGUUAUGAGAAUGUUCCAGUUGCUAACAAAAUCUGUGACGCAGCUGGUUCCGUCAAAGGACGUAAGUAUGUGAGCGGUGAUGCUUAUGUGCAAAAGAACUAUCAUUUCGCUUACAAGCAUGCUUGGAGAGAUUGGGGUGUUAAUGUUGUUUGGACCGCUGGUUACAUUAUGUUUAACGUUAUUGCUUCUGAGUUUUUGAAACCCCUAGAAGGUGGUGGUGACUUGUUACUGUACAAGAGAGGCCACAUGCCCAACUUUGGUACUGAAAAUGCUGAUGCCAAGACCGCCAGUAGGGAAGAAAUGAUGGAAGCUCUAAACGGUCCUGGUGUUGAUUUGAAAAAGGUUAUUGCCGAAAAGGAUGUCUUCACUUGGAACAACCUAGAUUACGUUAUUCCAUAUGAUGGUGCUACCAGACAAUUGUUGUGCAACGUUUUUGGUUACGUUCAACCCGGAAAAAUGACUGCCUUGAUGGGUGAGUCUGGUGCUGGUAAGACGACUUUGUUAAAUGUUUUGGCCCAAAGAGUCAAUAUGGGUACAGUGACUGGUGAUAUGUUGGUUAACGCUAAGCCAUUACCACAAUCUUUCAAUAGGUCCUGUGGUUAUGUUGCACAAGCUGAUAACCACAUGGCGGAAUUAAGUGUUAGGGAAUCCCUAAGAUUUGCUGCUGUUUUAAGACAACCUGCUUCUGUUCCAAUUGCUGAAAAAUAUGACUAUGUGGAGAAGAUUCUGCUAUUAUUGGGUAUGCAAAACUAUGCUGAAGCCUAUGUGGGUAAAACCGGUAAGGGUUUGAAUGUUGAGCAGAGAAAGAAAUUGUCUAUUGGUGUUGAGUUGGUUGCUAGACCAGCUCUGUUAUUGUUUUUAGACGAACCUACUUCUGGUUUGGACUCUCAAUCUGCUUGGUCUAUCGUUCAAUUCAUGAGGGCAUUGGCUGAUUCUGGUCAAUCGAUUUUGUGUACGAUUCACCAGCCUUCUGCUACUCUGUUUGAGCAAUUCGACAGAUUAUUGUUAUUGAAGAAAGGUGGUAGAAUGGUGUACUUUGGUGACAUUGGACCAAACUCUUCUACGAUGUUGAGUUACUUUGAGCGUGAAUCAGGUGUCAAGUGUGGUGUUUCUGAAAAUCCUGCAGAAUACAUUUUGAACUGUAUUGGUGCUGGUGCCACUGCAUCUACGAGUGCUGAUUGGGGUGACCUGUGGGAAAAGUCACCAGAAUGUGCUAAAGCGAGGGAAGAAGUCGAGGAAUUACAUCGCACGCUACCUAGUAAACCAACCAAUGAGGAUCCUGAGCUAUGUACCAAAUUUGCUUCAACUUAUCCUGUUCAGUUGAAGAUGCUUUUCAAGAGAACGAAUCUUCAAUUUUGGAGAUCACCUGUCUAUCUUAGAGCCAAGUUUUUUGAAUGUAUUGCUUGUGCUCUUUUCGUUGGUUUGUCUUAUGUUCAUUUAAACCACACAUUAGGAGCUGCUCAAGAGGCCUUUGCAUCUGUUUUCAUGCUAUUAUUGAUUGCUGUUGCAAUGGUCAACCAAAUGCAUGUUUUCGCCUUUCCAUCAAGAGAAUUAUAUGAAGUCAGAGAAGCCUCUUCCAAUACCUUCCACUGGUCUGCGUUGUUACUAAUGCACUUGCUUUUUGAAAUUAUAUGGUCUGUUGCAUGCCAAUUCUUCUGUUGGGUUUGCUACUAUUGGCCUGCAUACUACAGUGGACGUGCAUCUCAGGCGGGUUUCUUCUGGUUCUUUUAUGUUUUGAUCUUCCCAACAUAUUACUGUUCUUAUGGUUUGUGGGUUCUUUACAUGUCUCCUGAUGUUCCUUCUGCAUCCAUGAUCAAUUCUAAUAUUUUUGCUGCCUUCUUGCUGUUCUGUGGUAUCUUACAACCUAGAGAGAAGAUGCCUGCAUUCUGGAGAAGAUUGAUGUACAAAACUUCACCCUUUACCUAUGUGGUUCAAGCUUUGGUAACAUGUCUGGUCCACAAUAAAAAGGUUGUUUGUGGUGAACAUGAGCUGCUGAGGAUGGAUCCACCUUCUGGUCAAACCUGUGCUUCCUACUUGCAGAAGUACAAGUCUGAACAAGGUGGUUACAUUCGUAACCCGGGUGCCACAAGUGAUUGUGAAUACUGCCCUUAUACUGUACAGGACGACGUUGUGAGGAAAUAUAACAUCCAUUGGGGUCAAAGAUGGAGAAAUUUCGGUUUUCUGUGGGCUUACAUUAUUUUCAACGUGUUUUUCAUGUUAUUCUGUUAUUACAUCAUGAGAGUUAAGGUGUGGUCUCUUGGUGGUUUGUUGAAUAUUAAAAAUUGGAUUCCUAAGAGGAAGGAUAGACAUGAGAAGGAUACAACUAUCUUCCAAGCAAAGCCCAGCGAUAAGAAUAUGGUUAAAAAAUAG